Molecule: messenger RNA, 9690 nt
Organism: Caenorhabditis auriculariae
Lineage: Eukaryota; Metazoa; Nematoda; Chromadorea; Rhabditida; Rhabditidae
Source: the annotation of a GenBank genome assembly
AUGUCGUCGUCGGUUUUACUCAGGUUCGUGUUUUCUUAUGGGUUUUUGUCCCUUUAAAUUAAUUUUUUCACGGGAAAUUUGUUUUUUUUAGUGAAAUUGGGCAAAAAUUUAAGUAAUAAUAGGUGUUUUAAGGCUGGCUGGAAGUUGCCAAAGCUUCAGGUACGUUAGAAAUAUGUUUUAAAUAGGUUUUUCUGAUGGAAAAGAUAUAGAAGAAGGGUAAGAGGCAUCGACAAGAGAGAAGAGACGCAGAGAGGCUAGAUCAUUUCUGCGUAACUUGUAUGUUAUAAAAUUAAUCGACAAGUAAAGAAAGAUUGCUUCGUUUUCUCUGUAGAAUUGAUCUAUACCACUUCCUCCACAGUUGAUCCAGCUUCUCUGCGUCUCUUCUCUCUCGUCGAUGCCUCAUACUUUUUCGGCCCCUAUAGGGACCACUCUGGAAUUCUUGAGAGGCGAGAAGAUUUUUACCUUCAAAAAUUGAAAAUAAGGUUUUUUUACAGUUUGAUAUGAGGCAUCGACGAGAGAGAAGAGACGCAGAGAGGCUAGAUCAUUUCUGAUUAACUUGUAUGACAUAAAAUUAAUCGACAAGUAAAGAAAGAUUCCUUCGUUUUCUCUGUAGAAUUGAUCUGUACCACACUCGCGGAAAACUUGAAUGAUCUAGCCUCUCUGCGUCUCCUCUCUCUCGUCGAUGCCUCAUAUCGAACCGUAACAUUUUUCUAUGAUUUUUCUAUAAAAAUUCAUCAAAAACCCCUUUUUAAAACAAAUUUUUUACUUCCCUGAAGCUUUUGCAACAUCUAGCCAGCCUUAAAAAACCUAUUAUCACUCAAAUUUUCGCCCAAUUUCACUGAAAAAAAUAUUUUCCCGUUUAAAAAUCAUUUCCAAGCCUUCCCGUCCCCAUUUCUUCCCACAAAAUUCCCACUAGACCUUCGAAAAUCGGCCCCGGAACCCCAUCAUUUUCUUCAGAUCAAUACUUUGCUCCGUCUUACUAUGGCAACUGGGAGGAGCUCAAAAAUCGGGACCGCCCGGCCCGAUGACGUCACAUUUUGUCGAUUGGCUCAUUGCCCAUGGGUAGGGACCGCAGACGAAUUUUCAAAAAAAUUUUCGAACUUCAAUAUUACUAUGGUUGGAUAGUUGCUCUAAUUUACUAUUCAAAACAGUUUAGUUUUUCGAAAAAAGUUGAGAAAAAAAAAGUUAUGGUCAAAAAAGAAGUGAAAAAAAUGUCGCGAAAUUUAGUACUGAAAGUUUAGAUUUUUACACUUUUUGGUCGUUCAUUUUGUUUUCAUAUCGGAUUUAAAUUUUUUUAGUAGUUUAGUUGGGUUUUUCAAAGUCAUAAUAAGUCACUAAAACAGUAUAAAACCACAAGUUUGAAGAGAAAAGCUAUUUUUUCAUGAAAAAUAAAAAAAAAUGGCCGCUGCGAGGAUCGAACUCGCGAUAUCAAAACUGUAUGCAAGCGCACAUGCGCUGCUCCACGUCCAUCACUGGGAGAUGGGAGGCGUUCGCGCUAUACACAACUUCACCUCAAAGUACAGCAUUUACCGUCUCUUUUGUUUCAAAAAAAGUUAUGAUAGUUGAACAAUUAUUAGUCACGUGUGUUCGGAGCACCUAAAAAAAUAAUUUAUUCAUAGAGAUUCAGUUCAAAAAUACCUCCCUUUUUCGGCGUUUUUUUGUUAUUUUUUUAACGUUGGCUUCAAGUUAACAAUAAUUAAACUUUUUAGGCACCGCUAAAAAUUUUUUUAUUUUUAUUUUUUUAAUUGAUUGAAAAAUUGAGAUACGCUGAUAUUUGAGAAAUAAAAAAAGGCGCCAACGACAUCUAACCAUGUUAAAAUAAAUUUCGAAAUUUUCACUGUCUAUUUUUUUCUCAGAAAACAAAGUUUUUCGGAAUAAGUUUUAUAUUAAUAAAAUUUUUAGUUACAAUUUAAUCCACAAGUUAAAAUAAACAUUUUUCUACUUACACGCUCUCGAAACUGAGUACAACAUUUUCAACUUUGCGCGGCCUCACGAAGAUUAGGCACCGUAAAAAUUUUAAUUUUUUUGUCUUACAAGAUUUGUUUUUCACUUAAGAAUCGAAUUCGAAAAUAAAAAAAAGGCGCCAACGACAUGGAACUAGGUUAAAAACCCGAAGAAAAAAAAGCAGUUUUGGUUUUUUUGUACGACACUCCGCUAAAACGCUUCGAAAAUCCGGUGAAAAGUAUAUAAGAUUAAAGAGGAAGGUUUUCUCUAUGUUUGCACCAAAUUUCUCUGUGUUUGAUUCAGUAUUGCGCUUUUACGAAAACAUCAAACACGAAAUCUAAAAAACCAGUGCAUUUCACCAUCGCAAAAAGGGGCGUGGCUCUGCGGUCUCUACCCAUGGGUGAGUUACACGCGGAAAAGAAAUGGUCCCUAUAGCAAUUUUUCUGGAUUUUGUCGAAAAGGUCCUUGAAGCUACUAAAAAAAUAGCUAUUUAUGGAAAUUAUCAAUGAAUUAAGUGAACCCUAAAGUGAUUUUUUUUUCCUUAUUUUUUUGGAACGGAUCCUCUAGUUUGAAAUGUCUUCGAAAUGGAAUUCAAAAUUAAUUAUAAUUUAUUAAAGUGUCCCCUUAAGUGAUUUACUUUUCCCCUCGCACUUACCCUUAACCUUGAAAAAUUCUACAAAUCAUUCCAACGUAGAUUAUUUGUAAACUAAGUAGCCCCUUGAGUGAUUUUCCCAUCUUUUCGCACUGAUCCUUGACCUUGAAACUUCUAAAAAUCUUAAAAUGAGUUAUCAAUAAUUUAAGUGAACCCUAUAGGGGUUUAUUUCUCUUCAUAUUUUCAUACUAAUCCUUUAGCUUGAAAUUUUAUCGAAAACACACUUUAAAAAAAACAUUUUCUUGUUUUGAAAAUUAAAAAAAAAGUUUUCCUCAUAGAUUCAAUUUAUCGUAGAAUCUACUCGGAAUGAUCUCUAAAUGAUCCAAGAACAUAAAAAAAAUCGGCAGAUUACGUAACCCGGAUCAAGUUUUUGCUUGCGCCAGAUCUGAUUCCUAGAAAAAUCGGAAGAAAAAAAACCCGACGUCGAUUCGCCCAAUGACGCAAUGUUUUAUUUCCAUUUGAUUAAGAAAUGUCUAUCUUUUCUAAAUUUAGUGUGAUAAAAAAAUAGAGAUAUGAAUCAAAUUAACUGGUUGAUAAUGAAAAGAAAAUUUAUUCGAGUAUGAAAAGAAGGUAGAAAGAAUUCAGAAAUUCAACAGAUUCUCGUCGAUUUCAGUUACGAACAAGACACUUUUGAUCGACCUGAUGUCGGUCCAAAUGGCAGUUUUGGAGGCCGAAGGAGAAGCAAUGAUAAGGUAAGACUUUGGAAUAAACAUGUUUUAAGAAAAAUUUGAAAUAAACCUCAUUAACUCAGCGUUAGUUGCAAACUAGCAAGGGAGGUUUUUAACAAACCAAAAAAAACAUUUUAAAUCACCAAAAGUCCCGAAAUCGUAUCUUCUACAUUUCCCUCCAUUCAUUCCGUCUAUUUAGAACUUGUAUUUAAAAAGCAAACAUUCUGAUUGAACAAAAUAUCCUUAUAUAAUCAGCGACCUAACAUAUUUUUUGACUAAUGAAAAAAAGUUGAGGUCGAAAAAGAGCCGGUGAUUUUCAUCCACGGGAAUGGCGAUGCCGCUUUAUACACCCAACAACCCUUGGCUACAGGAUUCAGCAGGUAAUCUUUCAAAUUUCAAAGCUUUUUUUUACUGUUCAAAUCUUUGAAGGCAAAGAAAAAAAGAAAAACAAGAAUAUCAACAAAAAAAACUUGAAAACCAAAAAAAAAAAUAAAUAGAUUUUUUGGAUCGAAAAAACCUAAUUUUCUAAUCUAAAGUGCUCUAUGGACAAUAAAUAACCAAAUUAAACAUUUUUCGACUUCAAAGUUUCAAAUAAGAAGGUCAGAAAUCGGAUCUUUGUGCUGAAGGAAAAAAAAAAAUGAACUUUGAAAAAACUAGGUAUCGCAUUUUUUUCAAUUAUUUUUCAAUCCUAUUUUUCUUUUUAAUCAAGCUUCCGUGUAAAGUGUUCUCUAUUGAACAUAAUAUCUUCAUUUUUCAAGUUGCGAAAAGUACAUGAAAAAGCGCACAAAAAGAAGUUAGUUUUUCACUGAAAUCAAAAAAUCGACGGGAUUUCAAAAAGGCCCGUUUUUUGGUAGAAACAAAGUGAUUUUCUUGUAACUCUUCCCGAAUUUUCGACAAAAUUUCUGUUGAAUCCCUAUCUAGUCCGACUUCAGAUCGAUCCAAUACUUCCUGGAGCAAAACUACACCGAGGCCGAACUUUACGCGACAACUUGGGGCGACUCUUGGGGAACUGGGAGCCUUUUGGACAGUUAUUCAACGAUUCACACUUGCGGCAAUUUGAUCUAUUUGAGGAGGUUUUUGAAAAUCUUUUGAAAAUUUUUGAGUUCCCCUAUUUCGUUUUUUGUAGUGGUUACAGUUCUACUAAGUAACGCCAGAGUGGCCUCUUAAGGGGUUAGGGGAGAAAACAGUCCCUAGAGGGGUCGAAAAAGUGUCCUUCAUAGGGUUAAAACUUAGGUGGUCCCUAUAGGGGUUUAGGCUAAUCUAAAGAGUUUUUCGGCCCUAAAGGGGCCACUUUUGCAAGCUUUAGUGAUCCCUUUAUGGGUGAUAAAACGACCCCUAAAGAGAAAUCUUCAACGGCCCCUAAACCUGCCCCUAUAGGGUCCACUUUGGAGCUUUUAAGUGCGGCUACAGCUGAUUCACGGCCCCUAAAAUUUUAACUUUCUAGAGGCCCUAUUUUGCCCCCUAUAGGGGUCCCUAGAAGACCAAACCCCUAUAGGGACCCUUCAGGAGUAGCUUGUGACUCUAGGGGGCGUGGCCUGCCUGGGCUCUCCGCCAAACAAACACUAUCUCUUUUUGAUUUCGUGCCAGGACCCUUCUUCUAUGGUUUUUGAAAAAUUUGCAUCAUACUUUUUCAAACUUUUUUUAAAUGAAAUAAAUCUUGUUAAAAUCAGGUACCUGGAAGCCGUAAUCGCCUACACGGGCGCCCGAAAAGUCGACGUUAUCACCCACUCGGUCGGAGUUCCUUUGAUGAGGUUAGUUCUACAAAACCUCAAUCAAAUAUGUUUCAAAACGAUUUUUAAACGCGGAAAUGUAAUUAAUCUCGAAAAAAAAUCAGUGAAUUUUCAAGAAAAGGUUCCUGAAAAGAUUUUGAAAAAUACUGAGGAAAAUUAGAGGGUUUUACAGUAGUCUGGGCAUUUAUGUGAAGUUUUUUGGAAUACGAUAUUUUUGAAUUUUUUAUAUGCUAAUGUUAGGGACCGCAAGCCAUUUCUUCAGAACGAUUCAAAAAAUAUGUUUUUUACAUUGUUCGAUAGAGGAGACUGUCCAUUUUCAUAAUCCGUUUAGUUUUUGAAAAAAGCUUCACUAAGAAAAAAGUUAUGGCCAAAAAACGAGCGCGCGCGGCGUACAACUGGAGGCAAAAUCUCACGGUUUACCCGCUGCCGCACGCUUUCUUUUUAAAUGUUUUUACGCGGUUCAGGACCGUUUUUUUAAAUCGGUUUUUCUGUUCUGAGAGGUUGUCCGAACUGAGCCUCAUGUUUUUGGUAUGAAUCUUUUGUACAAUCCUCAUAAGAAUUUUUUUGAUAAAAUAUCAAAAAAACUACCUUGAAAAAAAGGUCAAAGGAAUUUUUUUCAGCUUAUUUUUUUCUUUUUUUCUACGCAGAAAAAAAUUAUUAUCAUUCGAUUUGGAAAAAAAGAAAAAAAUGAAAAAAAUAAUGUUAUUUCGAAAUAAAACAGGAAAAAAAGUGCAAUUUGACUCCGAAAAAAACGGCUCCUGCGACAUUUAAAAAGGGCGCAUCGGUGUGUUUGACGCAAACACUGCUACGGACGCUUGCACGAAAUCUUCCGAAAUUUCAAAAAAAUUGCCAUUUUUUACGAGGUUUUUCAAAGCCGUUAUUUUUUUCGCGUCGAUCGAUUUUUUUCAUAAUUUUUUUCAUUGAUAGAGUUUUUGAACGCUUAAUAACAUAAUCAUAAAUAUAGACGCGAUCCUAUUCUCUCAUGCGUCAACGAGGCAGACGAAAAAAAGGAGGUUUUGGUAAAACUCAAAUAUAAUUUGAUUCGCUGUCCCAAUAAUUAUUUUUCGUUUUGAAUUUUUUUAUUUUUUUGGACACACUGUUAGUUUUUAAAUCAAAUAAAAAGUAUACCAUGUCGCUGAAAUUUUUUUCGCAUUUCAGCUUCAAAGUUUGGUGUCACUUUAAAAAGCUUUAAUAUUUUUCGCGUCGGUAGAUUUUUAUUUUUCACUCAAAAAAAUAAAGAAAGUGUUAAUGUAUAACAUACUUAAAAUUUAGAAGCGUUCCUCACUUGCUUUUUCUGAAACGCGACGAUUUUUGUGAAACUUGUCAGUUUUUUUCGUGUUAAAUCUUACUUUUUUUCGCUUAUUUUUUUGAAAAAAAUACAUAGUUUAAAAAAAUAUUCCGUCCUGUAGAGCGUUGUCGAUUACAUAGAUUAACAGAAACAGUUCAUUUUUUUAAAGUGGGACUUUAGCUAGUAUAAACGCCUCAAAACCGUUUUUUUGCAACAAAAAAAUCGUCAUUUUGGUGGCGUGAAGGGGCGGGGCUUUGCGCCCCCUAGCUAAUGUUUCUAGAAAAAUGGGCUGAUUUGAUAUGAGAAAUUCUGAAUUUUUUUUUAAAUAAGCUGAAAAAAAUUAAUAAUUUCAAAAAAAGCUCCAAACUAACAAUAAAAGUGCGAAUUAGCAUUAGAGCGCAUUUUCAAACCUCAAAAAAAGCCAAGCUUUUAGUUUUUUUCUCCGUCAAGUUUAUGAUUCAAAUAACUUUCAGAAAAGUGAUCAAGGGCGGAAAUUUGAUCGGCACUGAUGGAAAUUGCACGUUGGGACCGCCAUUGGGCGAAAAAAUCGACACUUUUUUGGGGAUCGCUGGCCCUAAUUAUGGUAAGUCUUGAUAGUUUCUCAGCCGAAAAAAGGAAUCUGUAUUGUCUGUGCUCUCUUUUCCCUCGCUGGCAAAGAGCCAGAAAGCAGCAUGCAAGUAAGAGAGAGCGCAGAGAAGUCAGACUGCUACAAGUUGUGGCGAAUGAGGCUUUGACUGUCAUCCUUGCUUCUCAACUUAUGAAACCAAUCUGAUUGUCUGAGCUCUCUUUUUCCCUCACUGGAGCGCUCUUACGAGUAAAAUACAGAACAUGAGAGCGCAGACAUGUUUAAUAAUUUCAAGUCGAGGUAUAUGAACUAUAUCCAUAAUCAUUCCUUCACAACUUAUGAACUUAUGUCAUAAAUUUGACUGUCUGCGCUCUCUUUUUCUCUCACCAGCGAGCUCUUUAGAGUCAACGGAAAGGCGAGAGAGCGCAGACAGGUCAAAGCUUUUGGAAUCAAGGUGAAUGAACCAUAUUCAUGACGAUUCAACUUGAAUGACUAGUCUGCCUGUCUGCGCUCUCUUUUUCCCUCACUAGGGGACUUUUUAGAGUCAACGGGAAAGCUAGAGAGCGCAAACAGGUCAGAGGGUUUCAAGGUGAGAUGAUUAAACUAUAUUCAUUGCUUCUAAACUUAUAAUACCAAUCUGACUAUCUGCGCUCUCUUUUUCUCUCACCAGAAAGCUCAUUUGAGUUAAUGGGUAGACAAGAGAGCGCAGACAGGUCAGAGUGCUCCAAGAUCGGAGCCAAUGGACUAAAUAUUCAAAAUUGAACAAAUCAAAACUCAAAUUUGAGGUCUAUGCGUUUGUCAACUGGCCCAGACGGUUCCGGCCUGGUGCAACGCUCUGGACGGCUUGUACCCGGGGUACACCUGUCAAGAUCAGGUGAGCAGUCUUGACUUCAAAAAACGAGAUUGGCAAGGGUGACGCGUUGCGUACGCGUCGCGGUUUCAUGGCGGGAAUCUUGAGGCCAAACGCGCGGCACUAAUUUUCUUUUGAUAGUGUUUCAAUUAUUUUUAAUUUUUCAUGGUUCAGAAUGAAUCAUGUUGAACGAAUGAAAGCGUAAAAAUAAUAAAAAACUUAUUUUUUUUCUACAUAUUCGACCUCGAGAUUCCCGCCGAAAGAGCCGCGUCGCGUACGCAACGCGUGACCCUUGCCGAUCUAUCCAUAUCCCUUAUCAAGUCGGGAAAAUUGUCUAUACCACCGAUACCAAUGAAAAACUGUAACUGACAGAUAAACUAUAGCUCAUUCUACGCCAGCGUGUCACGUUUUUUUUUUCCUACAAACUACAGUACCAUUCAUACAUCAAUCCCACCCCAGCCUUUGCCGCACUCUGGGGUGGGUUCCAGCCGACGUAUGGUGUUAUUUUCUUCGAGACCUGUCUCUGUGCAUCGCCUUAAAUAUAACGGACAUUAUCAGGCCUGUGGCAAGAUCGUGACAAAAUGGGGCGUAUCCGCAAAAAAAUGUAAAAAAACGCGCGGGGGAUUUAGAACGCAGUUCCCGCCGAAAGCAAUCUUGUGGAAAAAUUGGGAUGAUGUUUUUUUAAAACAAAAUUCGAUGUUUGAUUUGAAAAAAAUAUAGCGAUUUGAAGAAAGGAGGAAAGAGACUAAAGUUUCUAUACAAACUGUGGAUUUGUUCGAAUAAAAUAUAUAUACAUAUAUAUUUCCAGCUUCUCUGCGCCUACACUUCGGGCAGUUGCAAGCAGGAAAACUAUUCGGCCCUUUUGGAAAGGAUCAACGACGAUCCGAACCGGGAGGCUGAUCACAUCUACGCCAUGUGGAGCGAUGGUAAUUUCCCAUUUUUCUUCAAGAAGCCAAAAAAAUCAAUUUCAAAUUCAAAAGAGGGAUAGACACCCUUGACACAGAACAAAAUUGUAUUAUUUUCAAAAUCUGAAAAAAUUCUUGGAUGAUGAACUAAAAUGAAUUGAAAAUGAAUCCAAAUUCGAAAAAAAUCCAAAAAGUCUAUUCAAAAAGUAAACUUUUUCUUAAGAAGCGCUGUCUUCUACGCGAUCCUGAGUUCAUUUUUGGAUAUUGUGAACAUUUCAAUUGUUAUUUUCCUGUUCGUCACCAUUAGAAAAAGACAGCUUCAUCUCAAAAAUAAUUUUUUUACUGAACAGAUUCGUUCUGAUCUUCAAAAAAACUUAUUUUCCGAAAAAUGCGCGAAUAUUUCCAAUGGAUGAGGUGCUACUAAACCAGGGGAUAGUUUGAGGAAGCCGAGCGAUUUUUUUAAGUUCCAGAUAAAAAAAUUGAAAAAACUGAGAAAAUGCAUCAGUUUUUUCCUUGAGAAGCUCAAAAAAUUCAUCCAAGAUGCAUUUUUCUUUUCAAAAGGGUCUUAUACAAAUUCCUGCGUUCAUUUUUUGAUUUUUAGUCUUUAAAAAAAGAAAGCUUCAUCUAGAAACUCAUUUUUUACUGGAUAGAGCUUUUUUUAAUUUACUAAGAAAAGCUUAUAAACCUUGGUGGAACUUCUAAUUCCAAAAAAUAAAAAUUCGUAAAAAAAUUGAAAAAAAAAACUUUUUUUCGAUUCAUAAAGCUUUAAAGUAAUCAAAAUACGAAAUAAUGACAGAAAAGCCCUAUUUAAACUUUUUAAAUCGUUAAAAAAAACUAUAAAUUUUUACUUUUUCUGAAGUCAGGAGGCUCUGAAGUACCUCCGGGGCUAAAAAACUGAUUUUCUCAAAAUUAUGAAAUUAUUUCCAGUGGAUGAGGUUCUACUCAACCGCGGGAUGGUCUGGGGAAAGCCGACGGCUCGAAUUCCCGGAAUGAAUGGCCGAUGGAUUUCCGAUCGGAACGGGCAUGUUGCCAUGAAGGAUCUCACCGAACUUCGGCAAUUUGAAGCCGUCGUUCAUCAUUCUAUUUGA